Molecule: messenger RNA, 945 nt
Organism: Cucurbita maxima (winter squash)
Lineage: Eukaryota; Viridiplantae; Streptophyta; Magnoliopsida; Cucurbitales; Cucurbitaceae
Product: E3 ubiquitin-protein ligase ATL41-like
Exons: 1
Coding region: 239-907 (222 amino acids)
Source: RefSeq, a predicted model, not a curated record
ACGUUCAACAGUCAACUUAAUUGAAAAAUAAAAGGAAACACAGAGGUCUUGAUCAAUGUUUGGCAGUUCCCUUAUUUCUUCUCCAAGAAUUUUCAUUUCCAUUUUAAUUUCUCUUUCACACUUAACACCAACAUCGAAUCCCCAUUAUAUUCCCUUUCUUUUCUGCAAAUUCCCAUUUUAAUUUCUCUUCCUCUCCUUCUCUCUCUUCUUUCUCUCACUACAAUCAGAGGCAGACCCCAUGUCCGCCUCCUCCUUCGACGCCGGCGACUCCCCCUUUUGGGUGGAUCACCGCUCUAACCGAAACCACCCAUACAAUUUAAACAACAGAAUUAUGCUCAGCGCCAUCAUUUCCCUUUCUCUUGUCGUUCUUUUGGUCAUUGCCCUUCACAUUUACGCCCGUUACGCCCUCCGUCGUCACGCCCGACGCCAAGCCGUUCUUCGCCGCCGUGGAAUCCUCGCCCUCGUUGUCUCCAGCGACCUUCCGCCACCGCCGCGGCACUCCGGCCUCGACCCCCUGGUCAUGGCGUCUCUGCCAGUCGUCGUUUUCAAACACCAAUUGGAAAACCCAGCUGCCGUAGAGUGCGCCGUGUGUUUGUGCGCCGUCGAGAACGGCGAGGAAGCGAGAGUUUUACCCAAUUGUAAACAUACUUUCCAUUUGGAAUGUAUUGAUAAAUGGUUUGGGUUGCAUUCCACGUGUCCAAUUUGCCGGACGGAGGCGGCGCCGAUGAUUCGGCCGGAACCCCGGGAGGCUCCGGUGGCGGAGAGCGGCGGUGGGUCAAGCUCCCGAUUGAGUUCAUUUGGACGGAUUCUAAGUAGAGAAAGGUCUUCAAGAAGAAUUCAACCUUGUGUUCGCGAAAAUGGAAACGACGACGUUCAAGACUUGGAGAGGCAGCAAAUGUCAAUGUAAAGAGAUUAUUUUUUCUUUCUUAAUUACAUUUUUCUCUU